This is a messenger RNA of Phyllopteryx taeniolatus (common seadragon), 4571 nucleotides long. It is a transcript of the gene rest, whose product is annotated as RE1-silencing transcription factor. Bases 220 to 2772 code for a protein of 850 amino acids. Lineage: Eukaryota; Metazoa; Chordata; Actinopteri; Syngnathiformes; Syngnathidae. Gene Ontology annotation, cellular component: nucleus. Gene Ontology annotation, biological process: regulation of gene expression. The record is from RefSeq and is a predicted model, not a curated record. The transcript has 6 exons.
UACGUCAGUCGGUGGGCUGUGCAGGAAUGUGCGCAAACUUUUCCUCCUUCUCCUUCUCCGUCGUCGUCGUCGUGUGAAAGUUCUCCGAAAGCCAACGGCUCGCUCGACAAGCUCGUCGCGGGAGAGCGGGUGAGUGAGGCCGGGUUGUGGGUGACGCUCGCCGACCUCCACGUCGACCUUGUGUCGCCCUAACCAAGCAAACUUUGGAGACUGCGGAAAAUGGAGGAAAUCAGCAUGGCGGCUCCCUCCGUGUUCUCGAUGGAGACGUUUCCGAUGAUGGACGACGACGUCCGCAGUUCGGCGGCCCCGCAGCUGGUCAUGCUGGCCAACGUGGCGGCCGUGGCGGCCGUGGACGGCGGCGGCGCGUUGGCCGAGGGCAGCGUGGCCGACGACAAAGAGAUGAUGGAGCUAAAGACGGUGGGAUGUGGCUACUCGGACAGCGAGGAUGAGAGCGUCAUCAGGUACGGUUACGACAACCACGACGGCGUCUGCGUAGCCGUCGAUUACUCGGAGGCUCCGGGCCUCGACGCCACGCGACAACAACAGAACGGCGGACGGGAGGACGACGCCGAAUUCUCGCCGCCGACCUCAAGCGGCCCCGCCCCUCCGCCGCCGAUGCGCAAAGACGCGCCUCCGGCGCCCGCCGUGCCCACGGAGGCCGCGAAGAAGAAGAAGCCCUUUCACUGCAAACCGUGCCACUUUCAGGCUCACGACGAGAAAGGGUUCGUAGACCACCUGCGGACGCACGCCGUCAGCAAGAUGGCGGUCGUCAACCGCGUAGAGGGGCGCAGCAGACUGAAGGCCAAAGAGGGAAAGACGGCCCCGGACGGCUCGCCGCGGGCGUGCGACGGUGACGGCGAGGAGGCGGCAACGGCGGCGGCAGGGGACGCCAAAGGCCUGAUCCGAUGCGAGCGCUGCGGAUACAACACCAACCGAUACGACCACUACGUCGCGCACCUAAAACACCACAACAAGGACGGCGAGGACCACAGAGUGUUCAAGUGCACGUUGUGCGCGUACAGCACGGUCAGUCAGUACCACUGGCGCAAGCACCUGCGAAAUCACUUCCCCAGCAAACUGCACACGUGCACUCAGUGCUCCUACUUUUCCGACCGCAAGAGCAACUACAUCCAGCACAUCCGGACGCAUACCGGUGUGCGUCCAUUCCAGUGCCCGUACUGCGACUACUCCAGCUCCCAGAAGACGCACCUGACCAGACAUAUGCGGACACACUCUGGUGAGCGGCCUUUCAAGUGUGAGAGCUGCAACUACCUGGCAGCCAAUCAGCACGAGGUGACCCGUCACGCCCGCCAGGUCCACAACGGUCCCAAACCGCUGGCGUGCCCCUACUGCGAGUACAAGACGGCCGACCGCAGCAACUUCAAGAAGCACGUAGAGCUCCACCUCAACCCUCGCCAGUUCCUCUGCCCGUUGUGCAAGUACGCCGCUUCCAAGAAGUGCAACCUGCAAUACCACAUCAAAUCGCGACACUCCGGCUGCAACGUCACCGUGGACGUCUCCAAGGUCAAACUGAGGGUGAAAAAACCAGAGGAGCCUUCCAAAACAAAUCUGUCCGGCGUGGAGGAGGACUUUGACGGCGAGGAGGCGGACGAGGAGCCGGUUCCUCGUGACAAACCGUCCGGUCCCAUCAAGGAGCCGGUUCCUCGUGACAAACCGUCCGGUCCCAUCAAUCUGUCCGUCAGAAAGAGCGGAAAACCAGCGCAGAGUGAAGAUGAGCCGGAGGAGAUUCCCAGGAAAUGCAAUGGCUCUGCAGUGAAAGCGGAGCAGGAGAAAACAAUCACGACAAGACAAAAGAAGUCGAAGGAAAACCCGGAAGAGACGGCGAGCGUCGUAAAGGCCAAGAGAAGAGUCAAGAAGACGACGACCGACAAACCGUGUGAGCCGGAAGCGACAAAGGACGAGCGGGAGAAGUCGGAAGCGGAAGGAACGGCGGGCCAGCAAGAUGGAAAUGAGAGGGGCAAGCCGAGGAGGUCCGGCGGCAAGAAGUACGAACAAGGAGAACCUGCUCAGAGCCUCGUCACUCCGCAAGGUCUUCAGAAGGACGGCAAAGAAAAGUCCAAAAAGAGGAAAGCGGUAGAAGCGCUCAACUUUUCGUGCGCGCCCGCCUCCGAGGCCCGGCGGCUCCGAACCGGCAACAAGUCGCAUCCCGCUUCAAAGUACAACCGCAGCGCCCGUGCGCCGCCCUCGUCCGGCUUGCCCGCCAAAAGGGCCAGGAGGUCCACCAGAAAGUCUUUGGCACAUCGGCCGGAAGGCCAGUCCGGCGUUCCAGAUGCGCCAGAAAGCUCCGCCCGCCCGGUCGAGUCGACCCCGCCUACGAUGGAGCCCAUCGACGGGCCAGAAGAAGGUCGCGCCGACACGCCUGCCGACGCAACCCCUGCACCGCCCACUCCGGCGUCUCCGGCUAAACCCUCGUCCCUGCCGCCAGAGCAUCGCGGCAAAGCAUUCGACCCCGAGGACGACGAGGGCGUCCACAGCAGCCACGAAGGCGGCGGCGACAGCGGCAACGUAAGCGACAACAGCGACGGUGCCUCCGAAGGCAGCGACGACUCGGGCCUCAACGGAAACGGCGCGGAAAAAACGUCCGACGACCCGGAGACGCCCGGCCGUGAAAUUCCCACACCGACCGAGCUCAAAAGUCACGUGUGCAUCUUCUGCGAUCGGCAUUUCCCCAUGGAGGCCGAAUACCGCCGCCACCUCAAUCGCCAUCUUGUCAACGUGUACUACAUGGGCGCGGCGCCGGCGAGCAACUGACGGCGAGCCGUCGCGCCCUUGCCGAACACCGAGCCAUCCUCGCAAACUGGCCUCUCCGUCAUGACUGCUGCUUUUCAUUGAAGCCAAAGCACAAAAACCCGUGUGACAAUUGUGGCAGCGGGCGGGGCCGCUAUUCGCGCGUCGAUGCGGCAGAUGACAUCACCGACGUCAAGAGGCAAUCGGCUCAAGAAAAAUUUCUCUGCAGCGUUUGACAAUCUUUUUCUUGAUCACAUUGAGCCCAUGAAACAUUUGACCUUGUUGUGCAAUUUUUACAUUUGGUUUUAUUUUUCAACUUCAUCCGCUUGAUUAACGUUAGGUUGCUUCUGAAGGUUCAAUUCUCAUGAAAUCCAACAGCUUUGAAUACAUUGUUUAAUAUAAAUGUAUAUUAUAUAUUACGGCUGUAACAAGUCACUAGUCGAUACGGCAUCGCGAUUUCUGACCCACGGUUCGAGACACACUUUUUUUUGGGUGGAGGUAAAAAAAAUAAAAAGAGAUUGUAAUAAAAAAAAUGGACUAUUUAUUUAGGACAAUUAUACAUGAUUGUAAAGAAAAAAAUAUUCUAAGACUCCGUCCGGUCUGUGCUGCAAACCAGAAAUAAUCAAAUGAGAAAAACUUUUCUCCAACAAAAUAGCUCCUGUUUCAAAUAUAAAAACUAAAUGACACCGUGCGGCAUGGCGGAUGACCGGUCAAGCACAUCUGCCUCACCGUUCGGAGGACCCGGGUUCAAGUCCGGCCUCGCCUGUGUGGAGUUUGCAUGUUCUCCCCAUGACUGCGUGGCUUUUCUUCGGGUACUCCGGUUUCUUGCCACAUCCCAAAAACCUGCAUGAUAUGUUGAGUGAAGACUAAACUGCCCGUAGGUGUGAAUGAUUGAUUGCCUACGUGUGCCCUGCGAUUGGUUAAGGACCAAUUCAGGGUGUAUCCGGAGUCAGAUAGGAUAGGCUCCAGCAUGCCCGCAAACCUAGUGAGUAUUAGCGGUAAGGAAAAUGGAUGGCUGGAUAAACCACACUGUGGAGUUUAGGAAACAAACAACAACGUAAACAUCGGGUUAACACCGUAGGAGACUUCCUAUCUGUGCUCCAAACCAAAAAGGUAAACAACAUUGUGCACGAAGCACACGGCACGGCAGGUGUUGGGAAAGGCGUGUUAUGGAAUGCGCGCAAUAGUAGCGAGUUGCGAUAAAGUACUGUCGGCGCACAGUCGUACUCACGUUAUUGGACAACAUUGGGGACGAAGCUGGACUUUCGGUGACUUUGUGCCGCCCCCCUCCCUCGCUCGUGAGCAGAUCGGACUGGCCGAGGCUAACGAUGCUCGGCUAACCCGCAACUCGGGCAGCGGGCCCAGCGUAUAUUCCGUACUCUCGAACCCGUGCGGAUGUCCACGGACUGUGUCGCCUUGGUGGCCGGACACUUUGCUGCUCCAUAAACACGCGUUGGUCGUGAAAAGCAAACUGUUUGAAGACCGCGAUUUUCGGUUUCCAUGCGUAAUCGUUACAGCCUUCUUAUAUACGUGUAUCGUGUGUUUGCAAUAUUUUGACAGUCAUGUAACCAAUGUGGUCAAAAUAUUACAAACAGUUGUGUGUGCCUCAUAACAUUCAACAUCAUGAAACUCAUCAAUUUAAAGAUGAAUUAAUGAAACAUUUUAUUUGUAAGCGCCUUCCAAGGACACUGUCCAUUAAACCGAAAAAGAAAAUGGUUGCAAUAACUGCUAUUAUGUUUCAGCUUUUUUUUUUCCUUUUUCUUUCCACAUCAACACUUUAGGAGUUCGACUUUGAUGAAAUAAAUGUUUUCUUGAUUUGACAA